CAGGUGUUGACACUAUUCCGUGAGGUUUCUCGUUUGGUGUUAGUAGCGGUGUGACAAGGAUAUAAAGUGACAAGAUGUCAGUGGCUGUGGAGCAUCAGCAGCAGAAUGUGGUGGUUAGACUCGUUAACCUGCCCUUGGUGAGCUCCACCUAUGACAUGGUGUCUUCUGCCUAUGUGAACACAAAAGACAACCAUCCAUACUUGAAGUCCGUGUGUGAUGUUGCUGAGAAAAGUGUAAAGACUAUUACAUCUGUAGCCAUCACCAGUGCUAUGCCAAUCAUCCAGAAAUUGGAGCCACAAAUUGCCAUUGCCAACAACUAUGCCUGCAUAGGACUGGAUAAAAUUGAAGAAAAGCUGCCAAUUCUCUAUCAGCCUAGCAACAAGAUUGUGUCCAAUGCAUCUGAUGCAGUUACCGGAGCCAAGGAGACCGUCAUUCAAAGUAUUACAGGUGUAGUGGAUAAGACAAAAGAAGCUGUCCAUGAAAGUGUUGAAAUGACCAAAGCAGUUGUGAAUGGCAGUAUAAAUACUGUCUUGGGAAGCGGUGUAGUGCGUAUGGUGAGCAGUGGAGUUGACACUGCACUUUCAAAAUCUGAUUUAUUGACUGAAUACCUACCACCAACUGAUGAAGAAUUGGCCAUUGAAGCAACAAAUACUGAAGGAUUUGAAGCAGACACUCAGAAGCCCAACUACUAUGUCAGACUAGGGUCCCUUUCCUCAAAGGCUCGUAAGCGUGCUUAUCAGCAAGCUUUAGUUCGGGUCAAAGAUGCCAAAUGCAGAAGCCAGGAAGCAAUUUCUCAGUUAAAUCAUACAGUUGAUCUGAUUGAAUAUGCCAGGAAGAAUGUGAAUAAUGCCAACCAAAAGAUUCAUGAUGCACAAGAGAAGCUCUACAACUCAUGGGCUGAUUGGAGGAAGAGCACAGGCCAAUCUGAUGGUGAAGCUGAGCAUAUUGAGUCACGAACUCUCUCCCUUGCCCGGAACCUGAGUCAGCAACUUCAGACCACGUGCCUUUCCCUGGUGUCCAGUGUGCAAGGCCUGCCUCAAAAUGUUCAAGACAAAGCUGUGCGUGUCAGUGCCAUGGCUGGAGAAAUAUACCAAAAUUUCCGUACUGCCUCCUCCUUCGGAGAGGUAUCAGACAGCUUCCUAACUACCAGCAAAGGGCAAAUCAAAAAAAUGAAGGACUCAAUGGAUGAUGUAAUGGAUUAUCUGGUCAACAACACACCACUAAACUGGCUGGUAGGUCCUUUUUACCCCCAGCUGGCUGGGUCUCCGCAUGAGAAAAAAUGUGAUGGGGCAGAGGCAACCAGCCAACAGGAAUGACCAAAGUGAAAGUAUAAUAGAAAAUUAUCACUUGAACACUUCUCACUAACUUAGUAGCCCACAUAAGUGUAAUUCUGAGAACUGAAAAGUAUGUCCUAGUAAUGUCUGCUGUUCUGCAAACUUCUAUAAAGUAGUCCACCAGAAGAAGCAAUCAAAGCACUUUAGAAUUUUACAAGAAUAUAUAUAUAUAUAUAUAUUUGUUUUUUCACUAACUCAGCAGAUGUUUCUUGCAGUAACAGCUGCUAUAACAAGGUGUUCCCUGCAUACUACAUAAACACUGUGCACUAACCAUUUUUGUAAGACUUUAUUUUGUAAAAUUUUUGUAUUUGCAAUAAAUAAUAUAACUUGACAAAA
Messenger RNA from Bombina bombina (fire-bellied toad), 1670 nucleotides. RefSeq names its product perilipin-2-like. The record is from RefSeq and is a predicted model, not a curated record. Gene Ontology annotation, biological process: lipid storage; positive regulation of triglyceride storage. NCBI's taxonomy places the organism in Eukaryota, Metazoa, Chordata, Amphibia, Anura, Bombinatoridae. Gene Ontology annotation, cellular component: lipid droplet; cytosol.